Molecule: messenger RNA, 1155 nt
Organism: Anthostomella pinea
Lineage: Eukaryota; Fungi; Ascomycota; Sordariomycetes; Xylariales; Xylariaceae
Source: the annotation of a GenBank genome assembly
AUGUCGCAACAACCGGCAACCCCGAUGUUCAUCAAUAUUCCUCCUACGCCCUCCAAUCCCGACACCCCAAGCGACAUGCCCGGUACUCCGAACAGCAGCACCACCUCCAUGUCCGCGCUGUCCACCACCGCCAUCAAAGACGGCCACCGCGGCCAUGCCCACCUCGCAUUGGGCGGUCCAAGAGGCCAUGCCCAUCAUCCCUCCACCAACAGCCUAGAUGCCGAGCGCGCAGAUCGCAUCAGUCGCCUUGCCGGUCUCGAGCGCGUCUCUACCCUGCGCGCGACAAACCAGCAGCAAAGCGGAAAUUCUGCUUCUCCACAGACCACUCCGACUUCGACGGGCUUGCCCCCUCAUAAUCUACCCACCAACCUUACACCGGCUUACUUUGACCAGAACGGCCAGCCCACUGCUAUAACCAAAAUGAGCACCGUCGGCACCGCGUCCGCCACAGGUAGUGUCGGCGCGCGGACCACCACCGAAGCCGGCGAACAGUUCGAGAUGGAUGCCGAGAUGACGGAGGUCGACGAGGAUGGCAUGAGCAUGGACACCAACUACCGCACAAUGGAUGUGGACUCCACCUCGGGUGCCAUGGAUGACGAGAUGGCAAGCCGUUCUGUUGGAGGUUUUGAGGAUCGCAUGAGCGACGAUGGAACCGCUAGCUUGGUAGGCUUCGGCGAAGGCGCAAACAGUACCGUCAGUGGCCCCAUUUACCAGCGACGACCCUUACCGGGGACUGCUGGUGCAAGUGGCGUGUGGGGCCUCGAGAGGAGCAGCUCUGGGCUUAGCCAGGAUGCUACAAUGAGAAAUCGAGAGAUGCGGGACCCGACUGGCAAUGACACUCCUCACAGCUCAACUGCUGCUGCCGAGAGACGGACAGCCAAAUACCUCGACGGUAUCGCAGAUGGCGGUGGUCGUGUUAGUACCACGGAUGACGAUAUGUUCGUCGACACUACCUCCCGAGGGCCCGUUCCUGUGCAGCCUGGCCAGCCACAAACGAGUGACCUCCGAGAAGGUGUUGGGGGUCCAGCCUCGCGCCAAGCUGCCGAGCGUAUCGUCCGGGAGCGUCUAGACAGUGGCGAGGGCCAGUCACCUAUCCUGAGCGUGCCGAAAACCCAUGAUAACUUGGGUAAGUUCUACUUCGAGGACAAGAUAUAG